This is a messenger RNA of Dentiscutata erythropus, 672 nucleotides long. The record is from the annotation of a GenBank genome assembly. NCBI's taxonomy places the organism in Eukaryota, Fungi, Glomeromycota, Glomeromycetes, Diversisporales, Gigasporaceae.
AUGGAGUCGAGAGAUAUUCCUCGUUAUAGCUCGCCCGCGAAAACCUACAACACACCGGUGAGCCGUACGUCAAACUUAAGUGCAAAAGCUUCAGUCAACCCAAACAAACAGUUACCUCAAUUCGAUCCUUUUAAACCGGCGGAAUAUGUUUUGAACAAUUUAGGUCCUGCACCGGGAGAAGAAAGGAUUUAUUCAAAAUUUUUUAAAAAAAAUACUCAAAAAACACCAGUAACAGAAUCGAAAACUGAUGGUGUGCGCUCAUCAUCAUUAAGCAAUUAUAAGUCAGUUGAGGAAGUUAUAGUAAUAUCAGAUGAUGAAAAUGACUACCCAAUAGAUGAUAAAGACGAUGACAAACCAAUAGAUGGUAAAGACUAUGAUAAACCAAUAGAUGGUAAAGACUAUGAUAAACCAAUAGAUGAUAAAGACGAUGAUAAACCAAAAGAUGGUAAAGUCGAUGAUAAGCCAAAAGAUGGUAAAGACGAUGAUAAGCCAAAAGAUGGUAAAGACGAUGAUAAACCCAAAGAUGGUAAAGACGAUGAUUACAAUGUAGAUAGAGAUAAACUGUUGCGUCUUUAUUCACACAAGCUUCAUAUACGUAAACCACGCAUUCCUUAUUCCAGAAUUAGCCUUGAUGAUUCGGGUAUUUUGUCAGAUACAGAUGAAUUUGCUUAA